GGGGUGCAGCGAGGCGGGCCGGAAAGUUUGUCCCGAGGCGGCUGCGGCCUCGAAGGGGACUCGGCCGGCAGGGGAGGGGAUGCGCACCCAGCCCCAGCGCCCCCAAUACGCCCACCCGCGGAGCCCAGCUCGCCAUGGGCUGUCCUCCACCUGUCCUGCCCCUGUGUGCCUCUGUGUCUUUGCUAGGUGGCCUGACCUUUGGCUAUGAACUAGCAGUGAUAUCGGGUGCCCUUUUGCCACUGCAGCUUGACUUUGGACUGAGCUGCUCACAGCAGGAACUGCUGGUGGGAAGCCUGCUCCUGGGGGGGCUCCUUGCUUCUCUGGGGGGUGGCUUCCUCAUUGACCACUAUGGCAGGAAGCGCACCAUCCUGGGGAGCAACCUGGUGCUGCUGGCAGGCAGCCUGAGCCUGGGCCUGGCUGGCUCCCUGCCCUGGCUGGUCCUGGGCCGCCUGGCAGUCGGCCUUGCCAUCUCACUGUCCUCCAUGGCUUGCUGCAUCUACGUGUCAGAGCUGGUGGGACCACGACAGCGGGGAGUACUGGUGUCCCUCUACGAAGCAGGCAUCACCAUGGGCAUCCUGCUGUCAUAUGCCCUCAACUACGCCCUGGCCAGUGCGCCCCAGGGGUGGAGACACAUGUUCGGCUGGGCUGCCGCACCCGCUCUCCUGCAGUCUCUCAGCCUUCUCUUCCUCCCAGCUCAUGCAGAGGAGACUGCAAUGUAUAAGGACCUCAUCCCGCUCCAGGGAGGUGAGGCCACUAUGCCCGGCAUGGGGAGGCCACGCUAUACAUUUCUGGACCUCUUCAGGGCCCGGGAUAACAUGCGAGGCCGGACCACAGUAGGGCUGGGGUUGGUGCUUUUCCAGCAGCUAACAGGGCAGCCCAAUGUUCUGUGCUACGCUUCCACCAUCUUCCACUCUGUCGGCUUUCAUGGAGGUUCCUCCGCUGUGCUGGCCUCCGUGGGGCUCGGCAUGGUAAAGGUGGCAGCUACUCUGAGUGCCAUGGGGCUGGUGGACCGUGCUGGCCGCAGGGUGCUGCUGCUGGCUGGCUGCAGCCUCAUGGCCCUGACAGUCAGCGGCAUAGGCCUUGUCAGCUUUGUAGUGCCCAUGGACUCUGGCCCCAGCUGCCUGGCCAUGCCCAAUGCCACCCAAAAGACAGGCUUUCCUGGAGGCUCUGGCCUGCUAAACGAACCAUCGCUACCUCCUAUGCCGAGAAGCAGGGGGCGCCAAUGGGAGCCAGUCUUUACAACUGCUCAGAAAACCAAGUUCCAUCCCGGAGCUGCUGUAGCUACUCCCCUGCCAGCCCUGAGCACCACCUCCCUGGUGUCCUCUGACCCUAGCCCAGAACACACACUGCUGCGCUGGACAGCACUAAUCUGCCUGAUGACCUUUGUGAGUGCCUUCUCCUUUGGCUUUGGACCCGUGACCUGGCUUGUCCUCAGCGAGAUCUACCCUGGGGAGGUCCGCGGCAGAGCCUUUGCCUUCUGCAACAGCUUCAACUGGGCUGCCAACCUCUUCAUCAGCCUCUCCUUCCUCGAUCUCAUUGGUGCCAUUGGCUUGUCCUGGAUCUUCCUGAUUUAUGGGCUGACUGCUGUCCUCGGUCUUGGCUUCAUCUACUUUUUCGUUCCUGAAACAAAAGGCCAGUCACUGGCGGAGAUAGACCAGCAAUUCCAGAACAGUCGGUUCACCCUAAGCUUUAGCCACAGGAAGAGCUCGGCCGGCAUCCAGUACAGCCGCAUCAAGGUCUGCUCGGCCCCCUGAGGAGCCCACCCAUCCAGAAGGUGCAGACCGCCACUGCCUGCAGAGCAUCUCGAAGCUUCCUGCUUGUGGGGCCAGCAGCACAAGGUCCAGGAGGCCCCUAGGGGGUGACCCCUAGCCCAAAGGAGGAACUUUUUGUUGUUGUCACUUUUUCCUCCUAUUGGGGUCAGAGAUGAAAAUCUGAGAAGCCCAAACUCAUUUUGAGUAUGAGACCCUGAAGAUCUGUCUUCAUGCCUCAGUUUCCCCACUGACUUCGCAUAUAUCUACAGCAUUUUUAGUGAGAGCCUCUACUGAGUAUUUCUCACACUGUGGACUUUCUCAAGCAAUCUUUGGUCUUUGGGGUACCAGUCCUGGCAGGAAGUGUCUCCUAGAAUCUCCCCUAAGAAUACCACAUUCUCUGCUGUCUUUUUCCAACUCACAGGGGUCUCUGGGGAGAAUCCUGCCCUUGGGAUCUUAGCUCUCAGUCUUGUUCAUCUCCUCUAAUCUUCUUGCCAAAGAUCUUUAUCAUUUACUUGAAACUCUGACCACUUGGCCAGGCUUGAGUUCUAGUCCUGGUUCUGCCAGUUUUACUCCUCUGUGAACCUGGGUCUCAUACAUGCAAUGGAAGUCUUGGGCUGGGCUGUGCUUGAGACCUCUCCUGACCCCACUGGGCUGGAAUUCUAUCAGCUGGUGACACAACAGACACUCGACACGGACCCUGCCCACACUCUGGUUGCUGACACCACUUUGGAGGAUUCAAGUCUGAAGGAAAGGAGAAUAGGAUUUGGGGGCUGUGCACACAAACAUCCAAGAACUGUCACACGUGUGUGACAGACACGAAGGUCCACUGCCAGGACAGGGCAGGAGGCUCUGCCAGAGGAAGGGAGUUUGAAGACCACGCAGCUGGCUGUAAGUGUGGCCUCACUAACCACGCCCUCAGCCUCCAUGUCCUCAUCUGCGCAAUGGGGACAGUUGUGCCCCAGGUGCUGUUUCACCUGUGUCCAGGGCCCAUGAAGGUUCCUCUCUGUUUCUAGUGAUUUCCUGAACCAGAGAUGGGCUAGAGCUGGCUUGUGAGAGAUGAUUAUUAAAUUAAACUGGUUGUCAAACACAACUGUUAUUAAAAAUGUAACUUAUUUUAUAUUAUUGAAUUAUAAUU
Molecule: messenger RNA, 2886 nt
Organism: Octodon degus (degu)
Lineage: Eukaryota; Metazoa; Chordata; Mammalia; Rodentia; Octodontidae
Gene: Slc2a10
Product: solute carrier family 2 member 10
Exons: 5
Coding region: 135-1754 (539 amino acids)
Biological process (GO): transmembrane transport
Cellular component (GO): membrane
Molecular function (GO): transmembrane transporter activity
Source: RefSeq, a predicted model, not a curated record